Messenger RNA from Dothidotthia symphoricarpi CBS 119687, 552 nucleotides. RefSeq lists its product as uncharacterized. NCBI's taxonomy places the organism in Eukaryota, Fungi, Ascomycota, Dothideomycetes, Pleosporales, Dothidotthiaceae. The record is from RefSeq and is a predicted model, not a curated record. The transcript has 2 exons. The coding region runs from base 1 to 552 and encodes 183 amino acids.
AUGUCCAUAUCAACUGACAUGUUCCUGACUCCCCCCCUCGCGCGCCUGUACCUUUCCCACGCCGGCGGCGACGUCGCGCGCGCCAAGCCAUUGCUCGCGCGGCCCCAAUACGGCGUCGCGCGAUGGUCUGUGCGGAGCCCGCGGCGCCCCCGGAUUGGACGGCGGACAUGGUGCAGGGGUCUUGUGGGAUAUUCGACGUUAAAUCACUGCUUUCGCACACUUACUUACUUGCCUCGACGGAUGCUGGACGAUACUACCGCAAUGUUGAAACUGGAUACACACAAUAUGCCGCUCUUACGCUCCAUUACUACGAAGAUCAUGACGGUCAUUUCGCCCUCGUCUUCGCCUACUACGUCGCCGACCUCAUCGGUUUCUUCUUUCGAGGUGGUUAGUGGACGCAAGGCGGGAGGCAUGAACGCGAGCAGGCCAGAUGUGUACAUGAGGAAUGACUCAUUUAUGCACGAGGAGAUGGUCAAAGCGGUAGAAAAGACGGAGAAGAAAAAUAGGAGGAUCAGUCGGUUCAGGGAGGAGUUGGAUGUUGGGGAUGAGUAG